AUGGCUCCCACCCUUUCCGUUAUCUCGAAGAAAAAGGCACUUCUUGUUGCCGUCAGAUAUCAAGAAUUGCACGACAAACAUCCCAAGGAGAAACCAGAGUUCAUGUUGCCUGGUACACAUUACGAUCCCCCAAGGGUUAAAAAAUUGCUCACUGAUAGAUACGGAUAUGCCGAAAGAGAUAUUGUUAUUCUCAUGGACGACAAUAAGCACACACGCCCGACGAAAGAAGCAAUGGAAAAAGAAAUGAAGGAUCUAGUAAAAGAUGCUCAGCCCGGAGACCACUUCGUUUUUUCCUUUUCCGGACACGGUUCUCAAAUCGAGAAUCUCGAUGGCACAGAAGAAGACGGAUACGACGAAGUCAUCUGGCCUGUCGAUGUGGAAUAUGACCCUGCCAAGCCCGACUAUGAGAAGGCAACUAACUAUAUCAUGGACGAUACAUUAAAAGAAAUAUUGGUGGACAAACUGCCACCAAAUGCCCACCUCACUGUCCUGCUGGAUUGCUGCCAUUCAGGGACUGGAGUCGAUUUACCCCAUAGUCACUCAAUUAAUAGCUUUGAUCAUAUGUGGGUAUCGCCUACUGUGUCACCUGUCUCUUCACCAGUCACACAAUCUCCCUACGGAUUGCCUGUGUCGGGCAUAAUAAAGACAAACCUUCAACGUGCAAUGAGGCAGGACUCCUUCCCAAAUAUUUCGCGAUCUUCCACUAUGGAAAGCACUGGUGGAGAAUCGAAGAGGAAUAUGAAGGGGAUGGCACGAAACAUGCGGAUGCCCUAUAGGAUUCGUGGUCCUGACAUCAAAGAAAAAGCAAAUGGUGAAAGCAUUUUGCAGGAUGGAGUACUAAAUAAAAAUAUCGACAAACGUGCUUUACCUGAACAGGACCCGACAAAACUUGCUCAUGCCGUAUACAGUUUUCUGAUAUCUUGGUCUGCAUGCUUAGAUGGUGAGAUUGGCCUUGAUAGCUCUACUGGCGGCAUCCUCACAAAAAUUUUUGUUGCCUUGCUUGAAGAGAACAGUGACCGGACCCACAAGGACAUGCUUGAAGCAUUGACGCGAGAAUUAUUCCAGAAAGCAAAAGAUGCAAAACGCUGGCUCAGAGAAAAUGGAUACGGAGAGAUUCCUCAGCCUAAGCCGAGUCUUGGAAGUCUUCGGCCUCUGGACGAGAUUCUCGACGAGCCGUUUACCUUCUGAAUACCUUCCUCCCUUCAUCGGUUAUUCAUUGGCAUAUUAGUCCGGUUCUUCUCUUGUUCGCGGUGGUUCUAUGAAUAGCUGGAAGGCGACGGGUAAGGCACGACACCGCAUUAACUAUGCCGCGUUGUACUCGUUUUCUUCUUUCUCUUUUCACUAUGGCACACUAUUUAAUUGGCAUAGGUUCAUUUCUUGACGUAUAUAUAAAUUUAGCAUGUUCUCGUGGCAAAAUUCAUAUCUUGAUGUAUAAUCACUAGAUUCGUAUAUUAUCAAUUACGUUUUGAUGGC
Fomitiporia mediterranea MF3/22 is the source of this 1473-nucleotide messenger RNA. Its product is annotated as peptidase C14. The record is from RefSeq and is a predicted model, not a curated record. The coding region runs from base 1 to 1188 and encodes 395 amino acids. Gene Ontology annotation, molecular function: cysteine-type endopeptidase activity. The transcript is spliced from 15 exons. NCBI's taxonomy places the organism in Eukaryota, Fungi, Basidiomycota, Agaricomycetes, Hymenochaetales, Hymenochaetaceae. Gene Ontology annotation, biological process: proteolysis.